This is a messenger RNA of Xyrauchen texanus (razorback sucker), 834 nucleotides long. Its product is annotated as 28S ribosomal protein S16, mitochondrial-like. Gene Ontology annotation, cellular component: mitochondrial small ribosomal subunit; ribosome. NCBI's taxonomy places the organism in Eukaryota, Metazoa, Chordata, Actinopteri, Cypriniformes, Catostomidae. Gene Ontology annotation, biological process: mitochondrial translation. The transcript has 4 exons. Gene Ontology annotation, molecular function: structural constituent of ribosome. The coding region runs from base 167 to 562 and encodes 131 amino acids. The record is from RefSeq and is a predicted model, not a curated record.
UUGUGUUUUACAAACAUGGCUGCGCCUAUGCGAAUGUCAUGUUGUUGAUUGCUCUUAUCUAGGUGCGUGUAUUUGAGCGCUAUUACAAACACUUUGAAUAAUAAUAUUAAUAAUAAUAUUACCGACCUCUCUACAUGCACCGGAUUUAUAAGAGAUUCUAUCAAUCAUGGUCCAUCUGUCGUCUUUACUUUUGAAAAAAUACCACGGUGGGCAUGUGGUCAUCAGACUGGCGCUAGGGGGCGCCACUAACAGACCCUUCUACCGCAUCGUGGCCGCCUAUAAUAAACGAGCGAGAGACAGUAAAUAUAUCGAGCAGCUGGGAUCAUACGACCCUCUGCCGAACAUCUACAAUGAAAAACUAGUUGCUUUCAAUUAUGACAGAAUCAAGUACUGGAUUGGAUGCGGCUCUCAUCCCACUAAACCUGUUGCCAAACUUCUAGGAUUGGCUGGAUUUUUCCCAUUACACCCAAUGACCUUGACUGAAGCAGAGCGGAGACGAAAAGCAGCUUUGACGGAAGAAAGUAAUACCGACAGUCAAGAUCAAGAAGAGGCAGAGCUUUGAACCCAAAUGAGUUGCACUGUAAAUGCAAAAUAAAGUGUUUAUAAUUUGUCAGUAGUUGUGAUGUGACAUUGUACUUGGGUAGUUGACGUGACGUGGCUUUUUCACCGUCACAGAAGAAAAAAAAUAAAUGAUUUCACAUUUUCAUCAUUUAGAAUACUGUAAAUGGUUAAACAUUUUCUUGUUUUACAUGAAUUUGUUGUUUUAAUAUCAGAGUUAUUUUUAAUUUUUUUAUAACUUUGAGCCAAAUCUCAAAAUCGUCCUAUGGUGUGACG